CAUUCCUGAAUCCUUCAAGCUUGGUGGACUUGGUGGUUUCGGUUUUCGCAUUCGCAUAACGAAAUACCAAAUAUGUGUGUGUAAUUUUGUGAAAUAAAAGAAGAUAUUGAACUAAAACCUAUAUACUUAAUUUAUCCUCAUCAAAAUGUUGACUCCACGGUUCAAAUUAACGCAGGAUGACAACCACGUGUAUAUCACCGUGCAUGCACCAUAUACAAACAUUGGAGACACGGAAAUCGACGUAGAUGGUGAGAAUUUUCUAUUCGUAUCCAGCCCUUACUUCUUGCGCCUUCGUCUCCCUGGCAGGAUCAUCGAGAACGACCACUCUAAAGGUUCGUACACUUGCGAUUCGGGAGAUUUUCUCCUUACGUUUGACAAGGAAAAUCCUGGUGAAAAUUUCGAGAAUUUAGACAUGAUUACUAGUUUACUCGCUCCUAGAGACAUUCCUGACCUUAAUCCUGAUUUAGUGGAAGUUCUUGAGGAAGAUGGCAUCACAAUUGAUGAUAGUGUUGAUAGUGAUAAUGGCAACAAUUACUCAUAUGGUUUUGCGGAUAAAAUAACCACUGAAUUUCAUGAAAUUGGUAGUGAGUUCCCUCAAAUAUUUGAGCUUAAAAACCCUGAAACUGUGCCUAAAGAUGAACGAAAUGGUUUAAGAGUAGAAUAUGAAGAUGGUAAAUUUUCAUCGGACCAUUAUUUGGCAGAUUUGUUUGAUGAAGAGCUGAUUGCUCCAUAUUUAACAGGGAAAUUGUAUUGGAAUAAUCCAGAUUUUGAUAAAGAUGCAGACUUCAAUGAACAAGAAGUAUCUAUUCUUAAGGAAUUGCCGAAUAAACACUAUCUGUUUAAUAAAAACGAGCACAGACAAGUUUUGCUCGGACUAGUUGAUAUUUUGUACGGAUAUUGUUAUGACAAAAGGACAACUAUGAAUGACAGUAACGUUGAGUCAAGCUGGACUAUUAAUAAGCUAUCAUCAACAUUAAGCUGGUUUUGCUCAUUUAACGACAUGAAGCAAGUGCUAAUAGUUUGCUACAGAAGGGCACUCAUCUUCCCAAUUUUCAGAAACUUUGAACUUUGCAAUAAAGUUAAAAACGAUCUUGCGUCACUGUUCCGCAAGGGUAAGAAAUUUAUAAUCAAAUGUAUGAUUGAAAUUCACCAAAUGUUUAACAAUAGUAAUGAUGCCCGUUACAUAUUGAACCAACUAUAUAUAAAGGAUUAUUUGGUGUUUCUACAAAAAUGUAGGAGCGAAGAGUUUACCGAGCUAUUCAAUAACAUAGCUAAUGUUGAAAUCAUGAAACGUGACUUAAAUCUGGAGCUAGAAGAGUUAGAGGCAGCAGCACACAUGGUCCAACAGGAUGAGAUAGAAGUACUGGAGAAUGAGAUGGCAAUACGCAUGGCCUCUAUGUCAUUACUAGGCUUGAACAAAAACAAUGAAAGUUACGAUGAAAGUGAUGAUGACAGUGACUCAUCAUCGUCAUCAUCAUCAUCCUCAUCUGACUCUAGCAGCAGUGACUCCUCCGAGGAUCCGUCAGACCUGGACUCUGAUGAUGACCCGUCCUGACUCUACUUCAACUCCUAGGAGUUAUCCGGCCAAGGCCUUUAAGGUCUUGCCGUCAAAAAGACUGAAUAGAUAAGAUACAGUGAAAUGAGGGUAUACCGAAUGUAGGACAGGACAAUGAAAAUUGAAAGAAAUUUCAAUUUAAUUUCUGUUUCAAAGUUGUUCAGACAGUAAAUAUUUUCAUUUCAGUUGUUGAAAUCACAAAUGAAUGUGAAGCUGCAUUGGGAUAAUUUCGAAAGUGAGGUAAUUUUGAAAAUGCCGAAUAUAUCUACUAAACUGUAAGCACUUUAUAUUGUAGCAGCAGUGAACAAGAUGCCUUGGUAAACGUUGCAGUACCUAGCGUAAGUGUGAAGUUGCUUAAAUAUGAAGUGCCUCUGAUUUUAUAGAUAUUUGUCACUUUCAAAAAUGUGGAAUCACUUGUGCCAUGUAAAUGUUAUUCUCGAAAUGUGUAAAUGGAUGUUUCAGUGUAAUUAUAUAUUUUUUUAAGCAAUUCAUUUAUGUGAUAUGUAUUUACCAUAUAACUAAUAUAGGCCUAAAAUUUUGAUCUGCCUUAUUACCCUCAUACAAAACUAACUUUUGAACCAACGUUAUAUUGAAAAAAAAAAAAAAAUUUUUUUUUAUUUAUUUUAUAAAACAAAACCUUAACAUACAGGUUUUGUUUUAUGAAAUAAAUAAAAAUAUAAAUUAAAACAAAAGGCAGUUUCAAUGCAGAGGCAUUCUCAUUGAUGCCCUGUUUCAAAGUGUUACUGAUAUCGGAAUAUAAAAUGAAAAAUGUAGUCAUAUUUUUCAAAUAUUUUACUUUUUUGCCCAAAUAUUGUGAAUUUGAUAUUUAUGUCCAAUAUAGAUUUAAAUAUAAUAUACACUAUUUACCUACAUAAUUAUUAUGUAUACUUAAGCAAUUCUUUUCUGUAACUAAAUACAACUAUGUGAUGUUAUUUGUAGUAUAAUCGAACAUACUCUUCUUCCUCGCGUUGUCCCGGUACUUUGCCAUGGCUCAUGGGAGCCUGGGGUCCGCUUGGCAACUAAUCCCAAGAAUACCAUAAUCAAAUGUACUAUGGAAAAUA
Messenger RNA from Cydia strobilella, 2616 nucleotides. Its product is annotated as protein SHQ1 homolog. Gene Ontology annotation, biological process: box H/ACA snoRNP assembly. The transcript has a single exon. The record is from RefSeq and is a predicted model, not a curated record. The coding region runs from base 146 to 1555 and encodes 469 amino acids. Lineage: Eukaryota; Metazoa; Arthropoda; Insecta; Lepidoptera; Tortricidae. Gene Ontology annotation, cellular component: cytoplasm; nucleoplasm.